Molecule: messenger RNA, 2419 nt
Organism: Danio rerio (zebrafish)
Lineage: Eukaryota; Metazoa; Chordata; Actinopteri; Cypriniformes; Danionidae
Source: RefSeq, a predicted model, not a curated record
CGUACGACACAGUCACGUGAUACGAUUUGAAAUUAAACCUCGAGUCACUCAACAACAACACCACCGCUGUCAGCGCUUUGUUGAAGCUAGCAAGAAUAUUUAAUGAGAAACCUUCGCUCAGGAUGGCUGUAAGACUUGAAAAAUCUCAGGGCCUGAAGAUGGAUGAACUGUCUUCACACACUUGGAGUGCUCUGGGCAUCCAGGUGGAGGCUGUGGCCCCGUUCCAGAAAAGCCAGACUCAAGAAGGGCUCAGGGGUCAAAGGGAGGAUAACCUGGAGAUCAUGUACAAUAAAGAUCAGAUUUACCAAGGAGACGUAGAGUUCAGCAUCGAGGAGCUCCGUGCGCAGCGCUACUACAAGGCUAUGAGAGAAAAAGCUUCACACCUGAACAAAAUGAAGCAGGACUUGCAGCUACAGAUCGAGCAGGCACAGAGAAAACUUCACCAGAGAAGCAGCACGGCGGCUCCACAGCAGCGCUUUCCUGAAGACAAAAGAGAGGCCAGUUCUUCCAUCCAGAGACCUACAGGUUCAUGUGAAUCUGCUGCUGAUACAGUGAAAUCUGCUCCGUUGGUGAUAUACAGUGAGCAGGAAGAAGGAUGUGCGGUUUCCAGUAGCAGUUCAGUGAGUCGAGAGGACGAUAUGAAUCAAAGUGGAAGUGAUGCAAAACUGCAGAAAACAGCAAAACCUUUCACCAUUUAUGAUGAGAGUACACAGACGAACAAAAUUAGCAGUUCGGUGAGUCGAGAGGACGAAAUAAAUCAAAGUGGAAGUGACGCAAAACUGCAGAAAACAGCAAAAACUUUCACCAUUUAUGAUGAAAAUUCACAGACAAACAAAAUUAGCACUUCAGUGAGUCGAGAAGACGAUAUGAAUCAAAGUGGAAGUGAUGCAAAACUGCAGAAAACAGGAACAGGAAAGCCUUUCACCAUGUUUGAGGAUAAUGCACAGACAAGCAAAACGUCCUCUUCUACAAACCGUAAAUCUCUAAAGCUGCCCACAUUGAGUCUGAAAGCACCGAAGUCUAAAGCAGAGCUGGUCACAGACAAAGACGCCUCCAUCUCUCGCUCAGAGGAAGCCAUCAUUAAUGGUCACAGGAAUAAGACUCUGUGCCGCAGUCCAAAUGACACGUGUGAAUUUGCUCGCGCAGCUCAGCUCGCGUCCAGUCCGUUUGCAGGAGUCGACAGGCAGAAAACACCAGAAACGGGGCUGAUGGAGAAUCUGAGCCCAGCAGAUCCUGAAAGCACUAAAGCUGCAAACAUUAAUGAAACGCCAGAGGAGAAAAAGCUCAGUCCUAUCCUGGAGAUCAGUCAGGAGUGGGGCGGCUCUACUUUUUGUCAGGAUCCCACGAAACGCUUGAAUGAUGCAGAGAGCAGCCGAUCUGCGGAGAGACCAGAGACUGAGCUGGAGAACGUCAGUAAAUGGCAGGAUGUCUGCAGUCUGCAUGUGAGAUCCAGGAUCUUCGACCAAUCAGAUGUGACGUCCUUGCCCAACUUCCACAGGAAAGCUGGACUUCUGCCUGACACCAGCGAUGAUCUGCAUCUCGAUGGAGAGCAGCUUUUUUACUGUAGUAAACUGGGAUCAGUGAAGGACUUCAGCCUGUACUCAUCUGGAACUGCUGCUGUCCUGCUGAAGACUGACAGGUCUUCAGUGCCGUGGGAUUUCUUCAUCAUUUCUCAGCUCAGAUCUCGAGGCUGCUGUGAUGAACAGGGCUGUGACGUCCAGAUAUCCUGCCAUAUGUUUGAGAACGGCAGUGUUACUCUGUGGAGGAUUCCUCACGGGGACACCCUGCAGGAUUUGCUCUGUGAACCCUUGGCCAGACAUGAUGCUUGUCUGCUGGUGAUUCUGCUGCUGGAGCUGGUCAGAUGCUUUCAUUCCUGCCGGCUGCUGCAUGGGGGCCUGAAACCGGAGUCGCUCUACUUUUACCACAGUGGACUCACAGCUCUGGAUUUCUCAGACUCUGUGGAUCUUCAUCUCCAGACUGACGUCACAGAAGCUCAAGAUCUUCCUUCAGCACAGCAGUUCAUCCAACAGGGGCUUCUGGCGCCGUCAGCAUCACCUUACCAGGUUGAUCUGAUCAGCGUGGCUGAAAUCACACACCGCCUGCUGUUCAACGCUCCUCUGCAAGUGAAGCUAGUGGAUUCAGUCUGGCGUCUGGACGAGGACUCUGCAUCUCAGCAUGGUUGUCCUGUGGAGCCGCUCUGGAGGGAGUUUUUCCACAUGAUCUUGAAUCCAGAAAAAUCUUCAGAGCUUGUUUUGUCCGACCUCAUCAAUAACGUGAAGAACAGCUUAUAAAAAAUAACAUGUUCAGUAUUACACUGUAAAAUAAUCUGCUUUUGUAUGUGCAUUAGAUAUGACGGCUAUUAAAUUAAUAUUAUAUAUUGCUCUUUAUACACAUUAAUAAACAAGUUUCACUACACAGG